GCUAGACUCGUCGUAAGGCUGUGACUACACCUUGGCUCUUCAUUCGCUUUCCUCCACACGCUCACCUUCGCGUGGAAUUUGUCGAGAGCCGGACCCCUGCAAUGAGCGUCACCGCACCGACCAAAAUCGCCCAUGCCAUCGAGCAGAUCCAGCGUCCGCGAGCGACAGACAUCGACUUCACACAGUACGUUCUGGAGGAUGGAACGUCUAUAAGCACGCAGGAGCGUGUUAUCAAGGAUGUCCAGGCACCCUCCCCUGGUGUGCCUACCGAAGCUCAGUUCUUCUCCUCAACCGAUCCCACCAAACCCGACAUCGCGUUCCUGAAAAACCACUUCUACCGGGAGGGCCGUCUGACGGAGGAUCAGGCGCUGUACAUUCUCGCCAAAGCGACGGAGAUCCUGCGGCAAGAGCCCAACGUUCUGAACGUCGAUGCACCGAUAACAGUUUGCGGCGAUAUCCACGGACAAUAUUAUGACUUGAUGAAGCUCUUUGAAGUGGGAGGAAGUCCCGCGGAUACUCGGUAUCUAUUCUUGGGCGAUUACGUCGAUCGGGGUUACUUCAGUAUCGAGUGUGUCCUGUACCUCUGGUCGCUGAAGAUCUGGUACCCGGAAACUCUCUUCUUGCUGCGCGGUAACCACGAAUGCCGGCACUUGACUGACUAUUUCACAUUCAAGCUGGAGUGCAAACAUAAGUAUUCUGAGCGCAUAUACGAUGCAUGCAUGGACUCUUUCUGUUGUUUGCCCCUGGCCGCUGUCAUGAACAAACAGUUCUUGUGCAUACACGGUGGUCUCUCCCCCGAACUAAACACCUUGGACGACAUCCGCGCGAUUGACCGUUUCCGGGAACCGCCGACGCAGGGCCUUAUGUGUGAUAUCUUGUGGGCCGACCCCGUGGAGGAUUUUGGGUCCGAGAAGACGACAGAUAACUUUUUGCACAAUCACGUACGGGGCUGCUCGUACUUCUUCACUUAUCAGGCUGCGUGCCAGUUCCUCGAACGGAAUAACCUGCUUUCGAUCAUUCGCGCUCAUGAGGCUCAGGACGCAGGUUAUCGGAUGUACCGCAAGACCAAGACGACAGGCUUCCCGUCGGUGAUGACGAUUUUCUCGGCGCCAAACUAUCUGGAUGUGUACAACAACAAAGCUGCGGUGCUCAAGUACGAAAGCAAUGUGAUGAACAUCCGUCAAUUCAAUUGCACUCCUCAUCCGUACUGGCUACCGAACUUUAUGGACGUCUUCACAUGGAGCCUUCCUUUCGUGGGAGAAAAGAUUACUGACAUGCUGGUCGCGGUCCUGAACACCUGCACCAAGGAAGAACUGGAAGAGGAGGAGGAGGAGAUGACGUUGGCUUCGCCGGCGUCGCCGACGUCUCCAGAGAGCCUUGAGCGACGCAAGGUGAUCAAGAACAAGAUCAUGGCUGUGGGUCGCAUGGCACGAGUCUUUGCCUUGCUGCGUGAGGAGUCUGAAAAGGUCUCCGAGCUCAAGAGUGUUUCUGGAUCGAACAAGCUGCCGUAUGGCACGCUGGCGUCGGGUUCAGAGGGAAUCAAGGAAGCAAUCAGCAGCUUUGAUGACGCACGCAAAUCCGACAUUGAAAACGAGCGACUGCCCCCAGACCUAUUCGAUGCCUCAUCAGACGAGGGCAAGGCCAUACUGUCUGGUUCAUCAUCAUCCUCUGUGCCAUCCACUCCUCUGGACAGCGAGCCUAUUGGCUCAGAAGCGAUGAGCCCCGCCUCGCUGGAGGCUGCUCUUGAGCAGCAGCAGAAGCCACCCCUAGCACUCAACACAUCCUCUCCUGUGUUGGGCACCGGUGCCAGCAUCGGCUCGCCUGUGGCCAGCCCAUCUUCGCAAGCGCCGCCGUCACCGACGAUGGCUCAGCCGUUCCGCCGGGCCCAUGGCCGACAGGCCAGCUUGGGUACGACAAUGACCAGCCCGAGUACCCGUCGCCGCAGUCUGGAGAGCACGAUGAGCCUGAUUCAGGGAGUCUGGGACGGGCAGAGUCCCAUCCCGGAGGAAACGCCUGCGGUUGCUGACGUCGAUGGGCUUGCGGGUAAGCUUGCGGGCAGCACCGUAGAUGCAGUUCAGAAGUGAAAUAGUCAAUUGUCGUUGGCGUGUACAUACCUACUUAUAUAGCUCCGGAUAUUCUCACUUUCUCUUCUCCUGAUGUCAUACUCAAUACUCAUGUCACGAUCAGGUGCUUCGUAGUGACGAGCGUAUCUUUCCCCACAACCACUUUGUCCCGAGUUUUUUUUGCCUCUUGUGUAGCAUGUUUUUGCACGCGAUUGAUUGAAGGCACCCUGACUGCAUAGAUGGAGACUUGAAAACUGACAACUAUGGUGAUCCUGAUCAUGAUGGUAAAUUCCGUCUUUCGUCUGUGCAUCCCCAACCAUGUUUCUCUUCACCGUCGCUCUCUCAAUCCUUUCUAUCUUUCUCAGUGGUGUCUCGGGGGCACUGAACGUCACGAUCGACGACACCGAUCAGUCUAUCAUAUACACCGGCGCCGGCGAGCGUGCCAAGCCCUGUAUCUUCAACGGAACUCAAUUCGCGGGCGGCCAGCCGGGGUGCUUCCUCAAUGGGCCCGAGCCGUGCUCGACUGGGGCGCGCCUUAUUUCCUCCCAGUCGGGCUCGCUCUCGAUGAAGUUCAAUGGCACCGCGAUCUACCUGAACGCGCUCCUGAACGACAUCAGCAACGUGUAUACCGUCUCGCUCGACGGAAACUCCAAGGACGUUGACGGGGUGCGGCCCGGCGGCGCGCUGGGGUGCCACACACUGGCGUCGUUCGCGGGGCUCGAUCCCAGUGCGGAGCACACCAUCGGCCUCAGCAUCAAGGGCCUGGCGGACGACCGGAACAGGACGCACGGGAACGCCAGCGAAUUCUUCUUCUGGCUGGACAACUUCGUGUGAGUUGCAUAUAUCCCAGUGUGUUGCAUGGCGCUCUGUCCCCGGUUCUCAUGAUGCUGGUGCUAGGAUCACGGUUCCCGAUAACACGACCGCGACGGUUGUGUCGAGUUCUUCAGUGGUGGCAUCAUCUGCAUCUGCGUCUACGGCAACUCCUAGUGCCACGAGCGCAGGGCUCAGCACCCACGCUCACACCCUUUGCAUCAUUGGAGUUGCAACUUUGGUCAUUGGGCUUGUGGGUUUCUAGUUAUUUACUGUUUAUUGUCUCUCCUGUCUUUAUCGCACCAAGUACUGGAUAUGAUCUAGAUUCAUGCUGUAUCAUUCUUUCCAUCAAUGUCCACUUGUUCUUGUGAGGA
Mycena citricolor is the source of this 3247-nucleotide messenger RNA. Lineage: Eukaryota; Fungi; Basidiomycota; Agaricomycetes; Agaricales; Mycenaceae. The record is from the annotation of a GenBank genome assembly.